AUGACAAAGGGCUAUGACAGCCUGCGUCUGAUCAAUCUGCUCUUCAAGUUUGGCCACUUGGCAGAAAUCCGGACUCUGCUCCGUGAAGGUCUCACAAAGAUCCGUUUGGAGAAUUGGCUUCUUGUUAUUCAGCAGCUACUUGCCCGCAUUGACACAGCCCAUGAAGCUGUGGCCGGUCUAAUCGUCGACCUUUUGGUUGCAGUUGGCCAACGGCACCCUCAAGCUCUAGUCUGCCCUUUGGUUUUAGCUUUUAAGUCAGGUGGCUCUGAUCGCAGGCGCUAUAAUGCUAACCGGAUUCUCUAUUCUAUGGAGGAACAUAGCCCCCGAUUGACGUCUGAAGCUUUUCUGGUAAAUAGAUUACAUAUAAUAAGUAAAAUUAUAUUAUUACUUAUUCAUACUUUAUUUUAUUAUUUAACCUCUCCCUCUAUCUACGUUACACUAGAGCCGGAAGCUGGCAUAUUUGGCUGCUCCUUAUCUUUGUUUCGAAUAUAA
Protopolystoma xenopodis is the source of this 492-nucleotide messenger RNA. Lineage: Eukaryota; Metazoa; Platyhelminthes; Monogenea; Polystomatidea; Polystomatidae. The record is from the annotation of a GenBank genome assembly.